AUGGCAAUGGUAGUGGACCUCGACUUUUCGGGUUAUAGUUAUAGUACGACCACAACAACCACCACCACCACCUCAACCGAAGGGGAACAGGGUUGUAACUGGAAUGACUGGUCACCGGUUGUCGACUGGGAGGCACUUUCCGGCGACCAGGAGGAUUUCCAUUACCUAAUUGACUCUAUGAUCGAUGAAAAUGUUGAACUACAUCAGGUGGUUAGGUCUGUACAUGAAGGGUACAACAGUUUGUCCCCAGAUGCUACGAUGACUGAUGAUGAAACCAAUAGCACUGAAGAUAGCAAGGGGCUAAGGCUUAUACACCUGCUGAUGGCUGCAGCCGAGGCGCUAACUGGGGUGAACAAAUGCCGGGAAUUGGCUAGGGUGAUAUUGGUUCGGCUCAAGGAGUUGGUGUCGCCAAUUGAUGGCACUAACAUGGAGAGGUUGGCAGCGUAUUUCACUGAGUCCUUGGAGGGUUUGCUAGACGGCACUGGUGGCAGUGGUGGCGGCAAGAAAAUUUUGGGCGGUGGCAAGGAGGAGCACCACCACCAGACGGAUGUUUUGGCCGCAUUUCAGCUGUUGCAAGACAUGUCACCCUAUGUGAAAUUUGGACAUUUCACAGCCAAUCAAGCUAUAAUAGAAGCUGUGGCACAUGAUAGGAGGGUUCAUAUUGUGGACUAUGAUAUCAUGGAGGGGAUCCAAUGGGCUUCAUUGAUGCAGGCGUUGGUGUCUAGAAAAGAUGGCCCACCUACUCCACACCUUAGGAUUACAGCGUUAUCACGGGGUGGAAGUGGGCGGCGAUCAUUUUGCACCGUACAAGAGACAGGUCGACGCUUGACCGCCUUUGCAGCCUCCAUUGGUCAACCUUUCUCAUUCCAUCAAUGUAGGCUCGAUGCUGAUGAAACAUUUAAACCAUCCUCUUUAAAAUUAGUUCGAGGAGAGGCUCUUGUAAUCAAUUGCAUGCUCCACUUGCCACAUUUUAGUUACCGUGCCUCAGAUUCUAUCGCUUCUUUUUUAUCUGGAUCCAAGACCCUAAACCCGAGACUAAUUACCCUCGUGGAAGAAGAAAUGGAGCCCAUCGUGGAUAAUGGGUUCAUGGGGCGAUUCAUGGACUCAUUGCAUCAUUACUCAGCCGUAUACGACUCACUCGAAGCAGGAUUCCCAAUGCAAGGCCGAUGUCGAACACUCGUGGAACAAGUAUUUAUCGGUCCUCGAAUAUCCAAUUCACUAGCUCGUAUCUACCAAGCAUGUGGCGAGGGAGACACAUGUUCUUGGGCUACGUGGUUGGCCGCGGUGGGAUUUCGUCCAAUGAACCUAAGCUUUGCCAAUCAUUGUCAAGCCAAAUUGUUGUUGGGACUUUACAAUGAUGGGUAUAGGGUGGAGGAGUUAAGUAACAAUAAACUUGUUCUAGGAUGGAAGUCACGGCGCCUACUUUCAGCCUCUAUAUGGAGCUCACAAGAUAGUGAUUUAUGA
Molecule: messenger RNA, 1464 nt
Organism: Fraxinus pennsylvanica
Lineage: Eukaryota; Viridiplantae; Streptophyta; Magnoliopsida; Lamiales; Oleaceae
Source: the annotation of a GenBank genome assembly